Molecule: messenger RNA, 2250 nt
Organism: Anopheles arabiensis
Lineage: Eukaryota; Metazoa; Arthropoda; Insecta; Diptera; Culicidae
Gene: nanos
Exons: 3
Coding region: 615-1397 (260 amino acids)
Biological process (GO): negative regulation of translation; oogenesis
Cellular component (GO): perinuclear region of cytoplasm
Molecular function (GO): zinc ion binding; mRNA binding
Source: RefSeq, a predicted model, not a curated record
CGAAAACUACCGAUACAAUUUGAUGUACCUACCGAAGACCGCCAAAAUAAUCUGGCCACACUGGCUAGAUCUGAUGUUUUGAAACAUCGCAAAAUUUUACUAAAUAAUGCACUUGCGCGUUGGUGAAGCUGCACUUAAACAGAUUAGUUGAAUUACGCUUUCUGAAAUGUUUUUAUUAAACACUUGUUUUUUUUUAAAUUCUUCAAUUUAAAGCUACGUCUUGGAAUGAUAAUUCUACCCAAAACCAAAACCACUUUACAUAAAGUGUGUGGUUGGUGGUCGCGCUGGCUACUGCGACUUGUGGUCAUCGCUCAUCUCACGCACACAUACGCACACAUCUGUCAUUUGAAAAGCCGCACACAAUCGUGUGUUGUGCAAAAAACCGUUCGCGCACAAACAGUUCGCACAUGUUUGCAGGUCGUGCAGCAAAGGGCUUUUGAUGGUGAUCCGCAGUGUUUGGUCAGCUUUUUAAUGUGUUUUCGCUUAAUCGCUUUUGUUUGUGUAAUGUUUUGUCGGUAUAAUUUUUAUGCGUCGUUACAAAUGAAAUGUACAAUCCUGCGUUGCUAGUGUAAAACAUUGCUAAUUCCCGUGAUCCUUUUGUUCUAGAAAGCAAGAUGGAGAUAACGAAACAGAGCGCUUCCAACAACACGACCGAGGAAGCAUUGUGGAAACUAAUACUCGCUCCAUACGGUUGGAACGAGCAAAUGAAUGAGGCUGCAAGAGAAUUUUUAAAAAAUUAUUCAGAUUUCAUUCCGAUGUUAAUCGGUCAAUCGCAUUACAAGAUUGAUCUGAGAUCGCUUAUCAAGGAAGCCCGCGCGAACAAGUGGCGUAAUACGACGUUAGAUGAAAUUUGUGCAGAUUUUGACGCGAACGGGACUACCUGCGAGCUGGAGGAGGAGGAGGUGGACCUGCAGGCAAAGCACGCGCCGGAAAUGGAUGGAAGCGAACUGAUGGAAGCUGUGGAUGUUGCAGCAGAGCUGAAGAAUAUGGUGCUGCAGGACAUCUCUAAUCAACCGAAACAACAAUCAACAACCCGUCCAUUACGGAAGUGCAGAAACAAAAGUACCUGCGAGCUGGAUCACUGUGUGUUCUGUUUCAACAAUAAGGCGGACCGGGAGGUAUACGAGAGCCAUCGAUGCAAGGAUGAGGCCGGCAACGUAACCUGUCCGGUGUUGCAAACAUUCGUAUGCAUGCGCUGCAAAGCAACCGGUAAGAAAGCACACACCGCCAAAUAUUGUCCGUUGAAGCCGGUUAUCACGCCGGAGGAUUGUCUGGCAAUGGAGCUACGGCGGCAUAAGAUACACCGUAAGGGUGUAUGUACUGCGAGCGAGAUCAAUCUCUCGGCUGGUUCAAGCAGUGCCAUAGUUCAUACUAAGAAGCGGCUAGUCCGUUUGUAGGACAGAGUCGUUCGUUCAUUUUAUUUUAUUACUUUACAACACAUCCAAAGCUCUGUGAGCUUCAAGCAACAGGUAGUAGCUAAUAUCGGAACUGGUGGGCAAGAAAGGCUUGCAGCAAAUACGUUUCUGGCUGCUCAGAGAAUGUGAAGCUUGAAGAUAUAUUUAUUUAGGAAAAGUGGAACUUUAUGCAGGAUGAAUAAUUUUGCCAUCGAAUCAAAUAGCGUAAGUAGGUAGAGUGAAAAAUCGAUCUUAAAAGGAUGAUCUCCACGUUCGAACAUUGCACGUAAGGAUGGUAUCCAUACAUACGAAUGCGACUUUAAUUCAAUAUUUACUUUGAAGCAGAUGUUCGUAUCAUUUCCUCCUUAGCAUCUUUAUGACUAAACUUCUUUUAAUGACAACAUUUUUCGAUUUUUUUACACACCGAAUCAUUUUCUAUGAAUCAAUCAUUUGAUGCCUUAUUUAAAUAAAUUGCGAAGAAAUAUUUAACAACAAUCGAUUCUAGAGGUGUGGUUAGAAGGUACAACCAAGCAAAAAAAACCUUUAAAUCUUCGAGUGAAUGUUCAAAGAUAUUGGCUGGUAUUACAUAUUGAAUCCGUUCGUAGCGGCGGCGUACGUCCCGACACUCAUUUUCCUAACGUACUAGAUGGUUGCUACAGUUAUUCACAGCGGCGUUGUAGGACCGGGCUCAAGAAAUGUGUUGUCAUCCCUAGAAUUUCAUGUGAGCGUCGUACGUUCCCGCUACGUACGGAUUCAAUAAUACCACCCAUUGUUUAGCAUCUCGCAUCGGCUAAAAUGGACACUUACAGUUCAAAUGGAGAGCAAAUAAAAGCCAACGUGCUCGUUUGGUGGUUAA